AUGCUGGCAACGAACAGCAGCAUUGAUUUCCGUCAGCGUUAUCAACAUCGUCUUCACCUACUUCAUUCGUACAACCAAUCCAGCUACGCAAGUUGGAGCUACCAGUUUUCGAAGGAAAUUCUACGCAAUAUCACAAGUAAGAUUUCGACACUUCCCGAGCUCUUAGACGGGCUAAACGAAGCUAUUGAGGAGUUUGAGAAAUCAGACGACUAUACGACAGAACAUCAACUGUCAACAUGCGAUCAAGAGAUGUUAAAUACGGUCGCAUUUGGAGUAAUCAAGUCCACGGAACGAGCAGGCAAUGUUCACGCGUCACUCUUGGACUAUCACCAAUUGCCACUCUCGUUUGUCCUCAACACCAAGGACAAGAUUACAGUGUCGACCAGUCCGUUAACACUUAACGCAUUGGACGAAAAUACACUCAGAUCAUUGGAUAUUCGACUAGAAACACUCACAGCUCUUCGUCGUGUUACACCAUUACCUUGA
Haemonchus placei is the source of this 486-nucleotide messenger RNA. Lineage: Eukaryota; Metazoa; Nematoda; Chromadorea; Rhabditida; Trichostrongylidae. The record is from the annotation of a GenBank genome assembly.